This is a messenger RNA of Symbiodinium sp. CCMP2592, 960 nucleotides long. Lineage: Eukaryota; Dinophyceae; Suessiales; Symbiodiniaceae. The record is from the annotation of a GenBank genome assembly.
AUGGGAUCGCCAGCGCCAGCUGUCGUCACAGACUCCGCUCGGCCGGAGCUCGGCCAGUUUCUCCGCGCCACGUGCGACUACUCCGAGGGCGACCUGGUUCUGUCCGAGCUGCCGCUUCUCCGCGUCCCGCGGCUUCGGCGCCUAACGGCCGAGGCCGUGCAGAAGGCCCCAAAGCUGCGGCAGGCGGAGCUUUUCGUUCCCCCGGAAAGCACUAGUCCGGCACUACAGCGGUUGCGGGCAACCACAAGAGAGGCAGAACCUGAGGCGCUCUUCGUGAAGUCCGUGCUACACUUCAACUCCUUCGGCGCCGGGCCAGCGGGUCAGGACCAGGUGGUGUUCCCGACUUUGGCCAGAGCGAAUCACUCCUGCCUCCCCAACUGCCUGGUGGAUGCAGACCUUGGCACUUUGCGUGCUGUUCGGGCGGUGUCUGUUGGGGAGGAGCUCACGGUGUCCUACUUAGAUGAUGCCGGACUCUUGAUGGACACCGCGUCACGCCAAGCCGAGUUGGCCGAGCGGUACGAGUUCAGGUGUGAAUGCUGCCGCUGCUCCUCUGCCCAAGACGACACCAGAAGAUUUUCUGGAUGUUUGGAAGGCGACCCCUCCGAUCUCGUUUUUGGCAGCGACCUGUGGGGACAGGCGCCGUCGACGGUGCAGCAGCGAUUGCUGGAAGAAGAGGCGAAGGCCAAGGCAUCCCUGCUGGCAGCGAGAUCUGGAGACUUGGAAGAGGAGGAUGAGGGCCACGAGCUGAUGAAGUGCCACAGGUUUACAUCUGCUCACCGGCACCACGGGCUGGCCUUCGCCCUUGCGAAUGAGUUUGCCUUCCCUGAUCCCGAGGAUGCUAAGAAGAUCGUGUUGGAAGUCAUCGACCUUGUCCUUGCCAUGCCCUGCCAGUUCCGAAGCUGCAAGACAUGGCCAGGCUUUAGAAGCAGGAAGCCAAGCUGUGGAGCAAACGCCGCUUAG